AUGUCACGGAAUCUAAGAUCUCGUGGGCGUGGUCGAGGGAAAGAACCCAUCACAGAUGACCUAAUGGAUCUUGAUUACUCGCCAGACGAUGUGGAGAUGCAGGACCCGCCGCCAGAGGCUUUGUCGCGCCUCAGACCUCGAAAGCCUCCAUCUUCGCAAGCUGUGACUACGGAAGAGUCGCCAUUCUGGACAGACCCUUCACACAGAACGCCCUUGCCCGAAAGCUCGCCCCCUCCAGCGCCUCCAAGAUUGAAGCAACCCAUGACAUUAAAAUUUCGGAAUGAUCAUGUUGGCGAGCCUCCCGGUUUUGUUCGUGGAACAGCUGCUCUUGUGCGCGAGACUGGCGAGGAACGCUGGAAAAAUGGUGUACUAAGCGGCAGCGCACUGAUCCGGAUGCUGGAAGAUCUAUCGCGCAGCACCAAACGCGAACACUGGCAGGUCUGUGCCUUGCUAGAUGGCUUCGCCGCAAAGUUUGGUCGCUUCCACACCCCGGAUGGUCUCAUAGUGGCGGAUGCAUAUGAGACGUACAUGCUCAUGCUCGCACGUAAAGUUUGGGUUGAUCACACAGGCGAAUUUGCUGGGGGAGAUGUUCUCUGGGUACCCGGACUAGAACCUAGAGCCAUCACCGAUCCGGACUGGGAAGCCAGCGCAAGGCAAAAUUUACCGGAGUUACCUAUCAAACAUUACCAGCCGCCUUGGUUGGCGGCGGAGAAUCAGUACAUGCACCGCGUUAUGCAACGGCCACAAAAGGGGGAGAUUGUCUACAAGGGCUGGGUUGAUGACAUGAAAUGGGAAAGAGAUAUCCGAGAGGGUGAGAAAAUUGAUCAAGGCACGCCCAGCGACGACCCUGUUGUUUCCACAUCAAAUACAGAAUGA
Messenger RNA from Alternaria viburni, 876 nucleotides. RefSeq lists its product as uncharacterized. The coding region runs from base 1 to 876 and encodes 291 amino acids. The record is from RefSeq and is a predicted model, not a curated record. The transcript has a single exon. Lineage: Eukaryota; Fungi; Ascomycota; Dothideomycetes; Pleosporales; Pleosporaceae.